CUCUUCUUCUUCUUCCUCCUCCUCCUCCUCCUCCUCCUCCUCCUCUUCCACCUGUUCUUUCUUACCGAAGCACGAUCGAUCGACCCCUGAUUCCGAUCCAGUCUACGCAAAACCAUGUCCAAAACAGUCCUGAUCACCGGUGCCACGGGCCAACAAGGCGGCAGUGUAAUCGACCAUCUUCUGGGCCAAGAUGACGACUUGGAAAUCCUCGCGCUCACCCGUGACGUCACGUCUCCUGGGGCCCAGAGACUCGCGGCGAAGUCUCCCAAGAUUAAGCUGGUGCAGGGGAACCUCGACCAACCGGAAGAUAUCUUUGUCAACUGGCAGAAAGUGACGUCUCAGUCCAUUUGGGGGGUGUUUAGUGUACAGGUUCCUGCAUUCGGUGGAUCAAGAGAUAUCGAAGAACGACAGGGAAAAGGCCUUGUUGACGCCGCACUCAAGAACCACGUCAAGCUCUUUGUGCAUACAUCCGUUGACCGCGGUGGGGAUGCCUCCCUCGAGAAUCCAACGAACAUCCCACAUUUCAUCAGCAAGCAUAACAUCGAGCAACACCUGAUCGACUCCUCAAAGAAUACAGAAAUGGCCUGGACACUUCUUCGUCCGGUCGCCUUUAUGGAUAACCUGACGCCCGAUUUCGUAGGCAAGGUGUUCACUACGACCUGGAAGGUCGCCCUGAAGGGGAAGCCGCUGCAGCUGAUUGCCGUGACGGAUAUUGGGUUCUUUGGUGCGCAGGCGUUCUUGCACCCAGCCGAGUACAAGGGGAAGUGUAUCUCCUUGGCGGGGGACGACCUCACCUUUGAUGAUAUGGCGAAGAUCUUCAAGAGUAAGACGGGCAAAGAUGUGCCGUUGACGUUUGAUUUCGUGGUUCGUCUGUUCAUGUGGCUGGUCAAUGAUUUCGGAUAUAUGUUCCGGUGGUUCCACGAUGAAGGGUACAAGGCUGAUAUUGCAGCAUUGAGGAAGGUUCAUCCGGGCUUGAAGGAUUUGAGUACUUGGUUGGAAACGGAGAGUGUUUUUAUUGAUAACAAGUGAUCUUUACCAUGCCUUCUUUCUUGCUUUCUAUUUCUUGUAUAUUUUGUAUUUCCCAGUUUUGUCUUUAUUACUUGCACAGUGCAUGAGGACUUGAACAGUCUAUUUCACUAUUCAUAUGGAAUCUUCGAUCAUUUGCAUGGUAUAAAUAAAGACCCCCAAGUCGGGGGGAAAUAGAGCCGUAAUGAGGCUUUUGAUGACCAAUUCAAGUAUCUGUGUGCUAGGAAUCUAUUG
Aspergillus ochraceoroseus IBT 24754 is the source of this 1260-nucleotide messenger RNA. RefSeq lists its product as uncharacterized. The coding region runs from base 115 to 1029 and encodes 304 amino acids. NCBI's taxonomy places the organism in Eukaryota, Fungi, Ascomycota, Eurotiomycetes, Eurotiales, Aspergillaceae. The transcript is spliced from 2 exons. The record is from RefSeq and is a predicted model, not a curated record.